AGCAGGAUCGACUCGAACGAGCUCACUCCACUCCACUCCAAGUUCCCGCUGCACCUGCCCGACACACGCCCAGAACUCAUCACGAUGCCUCAGGCGAACAAGUUAGUGAGCAUCGGCGGGGCACCUGGCCAGGUGUCUGUCCCCGAGCAGGGGGAGCCCCCGCCUCUACUGGAUGCCAGGGUGGCCUCUGGAGACGUAGGAGCCGGAGAAGCCGGAGGAGACGGAGGAGCCGGAGGAGCCGGGACCUGCGACCAGGGAGACCCGGAGAUCCACAAAUCACCCAGUGACCCCAAGAAGUACAGAUAUAUUGAGCUGAGCAACGGUCUCCGAGCCCUCCUCAUCUCCGACUUAAACAGCGCUGAUGGGAGCAGAGUCGGUGAGAAUGAACAGGAAGAAGAGGAGGAAGAGGUGAGGCAGGAAGGGGAAGAAGAGGAGGAAGACAGUGACUCUGGUGAAGGCUCCCAGGAGGAAGAGGGGGACAAUGAGGAUGAAGAUCCUGACAGCGACUUUAGCGAGCUGGAUGAGGACAACGCAACAAAGAAGAAGAAGAGCUCUGAAAAACAGGCCGCUGCCGCUCUCUGCAUUGGUGUGGGAAGCUUCAGCGACCCCGAGGAGCUGCCCGGCCUCGCCCACUUCCUGGAGCACAUGGUGUUCAUGGGCAGUGAAAAAUACCCGGCAGAAAAUGGCUUUGAUGCCUUCCUGAAGAAACAUGGCGGAAGUGAUAACGCCUCUACCGACUGUGAGAGGACCAUCUUCCAGUUCGAUGUUCAGAGGAAGUACUUCAGAGAGGCACUUGACAGGUGGGCUCAGUUCUUCAUCUGUCCCCUAAUGAUUGAGGAUGCCGUGGACAGAGAGGUGGAGGCCGUGGAUAGCGAGUUCCAGUUAGCGAGACCGUCGGACUCCCAUCGGAAGGAGAUGCUGUUUGGGAGUCUGGCCAAACCGGGACACCCGAUGGGCAAAUUCUACUGGGGUAACGCCCAGACACUGAAACAGGAGCCCAAACUGAAACAGAUCAACACCUACGAGAGGCUGCGGGACUUCUGGAGGAGACACUACUCCGCUCAUUACAUGACGCUGGUCGUCCAGUCCAGAGAGACGCUGGACACUCUGGAGGAGUGGGUGAGGGAGAUCUUCACCAAGGUGCCCAACAACAGCGAACCUCGACCGGACUUCUCUCUCCUGCAGCAGCCGUUCGACACGCCGGCCUUCAACAAGCUCUACAGAGUGGUUCCUGUGAGGAAGGUUCACGCUCUGACCAUCAGCUGGGCCGUCCCUCCUCAGGGAAAACACUACAGAGUGAAGCCUCUUCAUUACAUAUCCUGGCUGAUUGGACACGAGGGAGCCGGGAGCAUCUUGUCUCUGCUCAGGAAGAAGUGCUGGGCUCUGGCUCUGUUUGGAGGAAACAGUGAGACGGGCUUCGACCAGAACUCCACCUACUCCAUCUUCUCCAUCUCCAUCACCCUCACAGACCAGGGCUUCCAGAAUGUUUACCAGGUGAUCCACCUGGUGUUCCAGUACCUGAAGAUGCUGCAGACUCUGGGCCCCCAGCAGAGGAUCUACGAGGAAAUUCAGAAGAUCGAAGCAAAUGAGUUCCACUACCAGGAGCAGGUGGAUCCCAUCGAGUUUGUGGAGAACAUCUGUGAGAACAUGCAGCUGUUCCCCAAACAGGACUUCCUGACCGGAGACCAGCUCAUGUUUGAGUACGACCCGCAGGUGAUCGGGUCGGUCCUGAAGCUGCUGACGCCCUGCAGAGCCAACCUGCUGCUGCUGUCUCCAGAGAACCAAGGCCUCUGCCCGCUCACAGAGACCUGGUUCGGUACCCGCUACAGCUGCGACGACAUCCCAGAGGAGUGGCUGGAACGCUGGACUGGAGAGGUGGAGAUGAACUCGGAACUCCACCUGCCGGCUGAGAACAAAUUCAUCGCGACGGAUUUUGCCCUUAAAGCACCCGACUGUCCGGACACAGAGUUUCCUGUCAAGAUAGUGAACGACCAGCGCGGCUGUCUGUGGUACAAGAAGGACAACAAGUUCAAGAUCCCCAAAGCCUACAUCCGCUUCCACCUGGUCUCCCCGUUGAUCCAGAAGAGUCCAGAGAAUCUGGUUCUCUUCGACGUCUUCGUCAACGUUCUGGCCCACAACCUGGCAGAACCAGCCUACGAGGCCGACGUGGCCCAACUGGAGUACAAGCUGGUGGCUGGAGAGCACGGACUGGUGAUCCGGCUGAAGGGCUUCAACCACAAGCUGCCGCUGCUGCUGAAGCUGAUCGUGGAGCACCUGGCAGACUUCAGCACUGAGCCGGCCGUCUUCAACAUGUUCGCGGAGCAGCUGAAGAAGGCCUACUACAACAUGCUCAUCAGGCCGGAGCGACUGGGAAAGGACGUCCGUCUGCUGAUCCUGGAGCACCGCCGCUGGUCCGUCAUCCAGAAGUACCAGGUCCUUAACGCCGGGCUGACCGUGGAGAACCUCACCACCUUCGUGACGGCGCUGAAGGCGGAGCUUUACGUGGAGGGGCUGGUGCAGGGGAACUUCACCAGCGCGGAGUCCCGAGAGUUCCUGCAGUUCUUCACCGAGAAGCUGCAGUUCCAGCCUCCGCCUGCAGAGGCCCCCGUCUCCUUCCAGGUGGUGGAGCUGCCCGAGAAAAACCUUCUGUGUAAAGUGAAAUCUCUGAACAGAGGAGACGCCAACUCGGAGGUCACCGUGUACUUCCAGUCGGGGCUGAAGACGCUCAGAGAUCACGCCCUGAUGGAGCUGAUGGUGAUGCACAUGGAGGAACCCUGCUUCGACUUCCUCAGAACCAAGGAGACGUUGGGGUACCAGGUGUACCCCACCUGCAGGAACACCUCCGGGGUGCUGGGAUUCUCCGUCACCGUUGAGACGCAGGCAACCAAGUUCAGCUCGGAGUUCGUGGAGGCCAAGAUUGCAGAGUUCCUGGAGUGUUUCGGCAAGCGUCUGUCGGCCCUGAGCGAGGAGGCCUUCCGGACCCAGGUGACGGCUCUCAUCAAGCUGAAGGAGUGCGAGGACGCCCACCUGGGCGAGGAGGUCGACCGCAACUGGUUCGAGGUGGUGACGCAGCAGUACGUCUUCCACAGACUCAACAAAGAGAUUGAGGUCCUGAAGCUGUUCACCCAGGAGGACCUGGUGUCCUGGUUCCAGAAGCACCAGGGGAGCAGGAAGCUCAGCGUUCAUGUGGUGGGGUUCGGGGUGGAGGAGCAGGACCCCCCCGAGCAGAGCUCCGUUGGCAGCGACCCCCCCUCCUCGGCCUACGGAGAGGUGAGCCAGCUCACCUUCCUCCCAGUCCUGUCGCCGGCUCUGCAGGAUGCCCAGCUCAUCACCGACAUCAGAGCCUUCACCUCCUCCCUGCCCCUGCACCCCUACCAUAAAAUCCUGGGCUAGACCCCCACCCCCCCCACAGCAGCGUUACCAUGGCAACGUGGAUUUGUACAAUGCUGCGUUCACUUCCUUUGGAAGAUCUGGAGUGUCGUAGUGUGUGUUCUUGUGGCGUGUGUCGGCAACCACAGAAACGUGGUGGAUUUUAAUGUGUGUGAAAGUCUUUGGGGAGGGGGGGGGGCAUGCUGAUCAUUCCCAGGGGAAGUGAACGCAGCAUGAAGACUCAGGGCUCUGGUUAAGAACCACAGACGUCCGUUUGUCCAUCACUGAUAGCAAAAACAUGUCCUUCAGAUGUCACUGUUUGACUGAAAUAAAAGAUGCAACAUUUGUCCUGAAGGUGGCGUCACGUUGUCAGACUUUCAUCACCACAUUCCAAACAAAACCAGACCGUCACCAUAGCAACCAGCUGCUGCAUGCUACCAACUCUGGCCUGUUGGUGCUUCAAAGCCUCCACAGAUUGUAACGGUGUGAAGAUGACCACUCUGACACAAAAACGUUUGAGAAAGAAACUUCACUGUGGCUCGCGGUAGACGCUCACGUAGACGUGCUACUGAGGAGCUGUCACUCAUGUAACCACGCCCCCAAUCCUGCACACAUCUGUAGUCUUAUAUAGACUGAAACUGUUUUUUCUGAAGAACUGCAGGUCUGGAUCCAGACCCUGGUGGUCAGUGGAGGAACUGCAGGUUUGGGGAUUUCUAAAUCUGAAUCAUUUUUGAAAACCAAAUGUUGGAUGUCGGCAGCUGGUUGA
Molecule: messenger RNA, 4135 nt
Organism: Cololabis saira (Pacific saury)
Lineage: Eukaryota; Metazoa; Chordata; Actinopteri; Beloniformes; Belonidae
Product: nardilysin-like
Exons: 31
Coding region: 85-3393 (1102 amino acids)
Biological process (GO): proteolysis
Molecular function (GO): metalloendopeptidase activity; metal ion binding
Source: RefSeq, a predicted model, not a curated record